Molecule: messenger RNA, 2660 nt
Organism: Hyposmocoma kahamanoa
Lineage: Eukaryota; Metazoa; Arthropoda; Insecta; Lepidoptera; Cosmopterigidae
Product: probable G-protein coupled receptor Mth-like 3
Exons: 9
Coding region: 304-2505 (733 amino acids)
Biological process (GO): cell surface receptor signaling pathway
Cellular component (GO): membrane
Molecular function (GO): transmembrane signaling receptor activity
Source: RefSeq, a predicted model, not a curated record
CCAGAGUGCGCUCUAUUUGAUUUAACUUCAGAGUACAGCGAAUUAUGUAACUUAUUCGUGAGCCGAAAGCUCCGAAGUUUGGUGUGCAAGAGGUUGUUGCCGGCGUUUCAAGGGCGCAGCAGCCUCUGCCAAUCGGAAUCGGUUCGUCUGACGAGUCUGUACUGGCAUUAUUUCGCCCGCCGCCACCGCUGCCGGUACCUCGCAGUUGGCCUCGAACAAAUAGUAUAAACAGUUCUUCUCGCGAUGAUCGACACCCACCACCUGCUGAUAUUUUAGAGAAUUCAUGCAAGUUUUACAAAAACAAUGUGGAAGCUUAGUGUGUUGUGUUUUGUAAUAAGUUCACUUAUAAAUUUGCAAAGUACUGUGGCCGAAGACCAAGGUGGUUUCAGAAAGUGUUGCGCCCCUAGUGAAAGUCUUGUAAAGAUUACAGAUUUUAGUUUUGAAUGUAUCGACCGUGAGAGUGCUAAACAAACAUAUAAUAUUACUAACAAUGACUUUUCACAAAUAAUUAUUUCUGAUAAUAUAUCUAUAAAUUACGGAUUUCCAGAAAAUUGUACAUGGCAAAUGGCUCAAACUAACGAAGUAGAAUUGACACCAAUGUCUGACGAUGCCAGCUAUUCCAAAUGCAAUGACAAAAUAAUCUUAGAAAUUAACGGAUCUCAAAUAGAAACCAUUUCCAAAAUAGUGACUCUGACAUGUAACAUACAAAAUAAUUCUCUAACAUUAGAGCCAGAAGUUACUCAAGUUAACGUUGAUAUCUUGCGAAAGUGUUGUCCAUCAGAAGAAGUGUACGAUUCUGAAUAUCACGUCUGUAGACCUACGAAAGAAGAAAGUACAGCAGAGUGGUUGUUAUCACAAUUAACUUUAAAUAGCGAUAGUUAUAUUUACAAUGUAGAGACUGGACUAAAUUGUAAAAGUUCAGAAUAUUCAGUGGAGUUGUCGGUUAAGCACUUUUCAAUGCAACUAGAAGGAAGUGUUCUAAAAGUCUUCAAAGACCAUGACAUAAAGGUGGCACGUGGAGAUUGGUGUGUAGACCGCGACUACACUGGAGGCAACAUGAUAGCGCGCGUUUGCACACAAAAUUGCGCUCAGUACGGAGCUUACUGUUUCCGUAAAUGUUGUCCUUUGGGAGAACACUACCAACCCUUCGGAUGUAAUACUUCAAGAAGCAAGUGUCGCAAAAGCAGUAGUGCGGAUGUCUUUCUCAAUAUGUCCAUCUAUUUUGACCCACUGGAAGCUCGUGACGCUAAUUUACUAGAUACUCAAGGCAUCAGAACAGGCUUGAUUUGCGAAUUCCAGAAGUUUGUUAUAAACCGAACAUUGCCAAGUGAACAACACUCGCUGGGGACCGAUGGGCUCCUCAAUGGGACGCCUUGGGAUCCUCAUAAUUACUGCGUUGAAAUGUUCGACUAUCGUUUUUGCGGGGCCGGGGUCACAGUAAUGACUCUUGCUUGUUUUAUUCCUGAAGUUACAGUGUAUAAGAAUUAUGCGUUAUCUGCAGUGUCAAAUACGAUAUCGGCGGUGUUCCUGGCGCUGACCCUGAUAGUAUACCUAUCGCUACCAGAACUUCGUAAUCUUCACGGUCGGACAGUAAUAUGCCAUUCAGUCACCAUGUUACUCGCGUAUUCCUGCCUGGCUCGGGUACAGUUUAUCGACGUUAAGGACGACACGCUUUGUAUUUUCUUGGGGUACGGAAUCUACUUUGGCUUCGUGGGCGCAUUCGUAUGGCUCAACGUCAUGUGCUUCGACAUCUGGUGGACAUUUGGCAAUAUUCGCUCCGUACAACCCCUGCGUAAGGCAAAUGUUGAGAGAAAACGUUUCAUAUGGUACUCUAUAUACGCUUGGGGAGCUACUUUGUUGUGCACAAUCGUCGUAUACCUUUUCGAUAAGUACCCAGUGUCCGAUCUCCUCAAGGCUAAUAUGGGCAAAGGCAUUUGUUGGUUUGGAACGGUUCAAAAUUCAAGCACAGACUGGCCUCACUACAUCUUUUUCGUGAUCCCAAUGGGCAUAUUGACCAGCAUAAAUCUGGUCCUGUGGGGGCUGACGGCACGGCACUGUGCCAGGGUCAAGUCUGAGGUCCAUCGAAUGCAAGCUGGAUCAGUCGGAGACCGCGCUAAGAAACGUUUUAGGGUCGAUAGAGCCAAGUAUGUCUUAACAGGAAAGUUAUGGAUCGUGAUGGGUGCUGGGUGGAUUUCUGAGCUCCUGUCCACUAUGUUCUCAAAACCAGCAUGGCUGUGGGCAACUGUAGAUCUCGUUAACGAACUACAAGGACUAUUCAUAUUCCUCAUAUUCGUGUGUAAACCGAAAGUCUAUCAUUUGAUUAAGAAGAGACUUGGUUGUUCAAGGACCCCGAUCGAUACAAGUUUGGAGAAACAGGAUGUUCAGAAGAAUGGUACUUCCUCAUCAGGUCGCACGUCAUCCACCUUCCUUUCAAGAACCAUCAGCAACGAUGAACGCACCGUCUUGCGGGCCUCACUCCCUAACAAUGACAUUAAGAAAGCUUAGAUUAACGCUUGGUUCGUAUUAAUAUCGUUGCUUUGUAUACCUACUUAUUAAUAUACAAUUUAUUGCAAUAGCGCAUUUGCAUUCUAUGAUCGAUAUUAGUUCAAAGUUAUUAUUAUUACCAGUAAUUAAAAUGAUUAUUAUACAUAUCUCAAACU